Molecule: messenger RNA, 989 nt
Organism: Seminavis robusta
Lineage: Eukaryota; Bacillariophyta; Bacillariophyceae; Naviculales; Naviculaceae
Source: the annotation of a GenBank genome assembly
AUCAUUAUUCCUUAUUUCUUGGUCAUUACGAACAAUGCUUGAUGAUGCUACAGUACCUUAGCUCCGAAUACCCCCCCCCUGUCCUCCCCCAUUCCGAUUUCUGGCCAUCGUUUUAACAUCGAAGUCUCCUUGAAGCACAGAAGGGUUCAGCCAUAACAUAAUAUUAUCCCCGCGGCAAUUGAGGAUUAGGCCUAGCACUGUUGCUCAACAGCUUGCUCAACUCACAAUGGAGUAACUUUCUUUCAGAGCACACUCUUGUCUCUUGUCCUGAAGCUCACAAUCUCAAAAUCUCAAUAGAGCACCAGAUCACAAUAGUUUUGUGCAACAUGUUCAAUCAUUUCUGGAAAAGGUCGAGCAAGAGGAAUGAGGACAAAGAUGCCAUUUCGGUGUGCACCAGCAGAAGCAGUGGCGGUUUGAGGAGCAGCAAAAGUAAGAAAUCGAGGCCGGAAAACAAGAGUAAGAACAAGAAAGAUGCCGCUGAAAUCAUGACUCCAAACGAACAUGUAGCCGAAUGCUUCCUUGCCAAAGUGAAUGCCCACGCCUCCACUGAAGAACUCCUUUCGUUUUUCACAUCCAGUGAUGCCCCAAUCAAGUUUGAUGACAGCGAGGCCAUGAAUGCUAUGGUUUUGGCUACAGAACUGCAGAAAGUGUUUGCAGGAUUUGAGGAUGUUACUUGGAACUGUGGCUCUAUCAAAGAAGUCAAGCCCAAUGUUGUUCUUCUUGAUGACUUCUACUUUACUGGAACUCACACAGGUCCAUACCAGUUUGCCAACUUUCCUUCUGUGGAGGCUACCCACAAGAGCAUUGUGUUGGAUCCUGAGCGAUGUUGGUUUUAUAUGAAGGGUGGCAAAUUCAAAAGGGAGGAAACCAUCGCUUUGGGGAACCUUACUGGACCCCCUGGCAUUUAUAUCACCGUUGGAGGAAAGAUGGACAGUCCACCUGGAGAAUAAAGUAAUGGAGGAUGUGUGCCCUGUUGCUGUGUGAAGGCU